Messenger RNA from Colletotrichum higginsianum IMI 349063, 1158 nucleotides. Its product is annotated as von willebrand factor. The transcript has a single exon. Lineage: Eukaryota; Fungi; Ascomycota; Sordariomycetes; Glomerellales; Glomerellaceae. The record is from RefSeq and is a predicted model, not a curated record. Bases 1 to 1158 code for a protein of 385 amino acids.
AUGCCUCACUUCGAAGAGCCGGCACCUGCCUAUUCCUCAUCGUCCUUCUAUAACGAAUACUCACGACCUGAAAUGUCUAAAUCAUUUUUUGGCUCCUUCAAAGAUAAGCUGUCCCGCAAGUCGACUUCGUCUUCCCAGCAGUCAAGGCACGCCACGCAGUCCAACAUGACCCGAAGCAACAACCCUUUCGCCGGCCUUUCGCCAACUAAGCAACCCAACUGUGAGUCCUGGCCCAGCGUUACAGUGACUUCCCCGACGCCGACCAGUAAUUCUCACUAUCCUCCAGCCCCCUUGCAAGCCCCUCCCGCCUACACUGCGACGGCGCCACCUCAGUCCGGCGACAACUACCUGGCGGCACUAAGUAGCCCGGCUAGAAGUCCAUCACCGGCCCCAUCCAACGCCGGUUCCGUCAUCUCUGCCUCCGGUAUAUCAGUCUCCACGCCGGAGGACCGCUACGCCUUCUUGUCGUCCUUCGACACCAUUUUCGUUGUUGACGAUUCGGGUUCGAUGUCCGGCCGAUCUUGGCCCGAGGUGGAGAACGUCCUCCACGCGAUUACUCCUAUCUGCACGUCCCAUGAUGAUGACGGCGUCGACCUGUACUUUCUCAACCACAAGACGCCAGACAGCGGCAACAUCAAAACUGGGAAAGCCAGCGGCGGCUACUACGGUAUCCGCCGCGCCGAGACAGUCCAUGAGAUAUUCACCACGGUCCGUCCCAGAGGCGGCACACCCACUGGUCAGCGCCUCCACUCCAUCCUACGGCCUCACCUGCAGCUCCUUGAGCAGAGCAAGGGCGACUUCGAGAGCGUCAAGCCGAUUAACAUCAUCGUCAUCACCGACGGUGCACCCUCGGACGAUGUUGAGUCUACUAUCAUCUCUGCGGCCAAGAAGCUCGAUAGACUCGAUGCCCCUAUGCAUCAGGUCGGCGUGCAAUUCUUUCAGGUCGGCAACGAGCCCGGCGCCCGUGAGGCGCUUCGAGAGCUCGACGAUGACCUCGGUGAUAGAGUCAGCGGCGAUCUUCGUGACAUGGUCGACACUGUCACCUGGGAACACGGUACCCAGGGCGUGCUCACAGCAGACAGCAUCCUGAAAGUGGUACUCGGCGCGGUUGUCAGACGUCUCGACCGCCGUCGUACCAGUGGCGAGAGUCGUCGCUGA